GCAGAGGGAGAGAGCUGUUAAAUACAGGGCGGUGAGGUUUCCAAGUCCAUAGCUAUAUCAUUUUCCCCGAUACAAUAGGGAUAUAGCUGAGCCGCACUAGUGUGUCAGUCGGUAGUCGAAGCUGUUACGGAGACAGUCUUCACGGGACUCAAGGCCUUUGUUUCUGAGUUUCCCCCCUAUCGGUAGAGCCAUUCGAGAAGACCGCGGUUAUUUCGGUUCUCCUCCUAUCCUCCUGCUACUAUCUCAUGUAGAGGAUGUGACCCUGGAAAAUACUUGGGAGUACAUUAUAUAUACAAAGUGGCCUUCGCUGCCGUUGAAUAAAUGCAGUAGGCAGAAGGAAAGAUACUUUUUCCUGUGUCCGGUAGUAGCUGGUAUUCACGCAAAAGGCUUGAGUAGUAUACCAGCGGAAUGGUGUGGUACUACCAGCUGUUGUUCCUACUUAUUAUUUCCCAACUCUACCAGGCGGAGACACAAUACACGUUGACUGUGAAAACGGGACUCUCCUGGGGUGCGGGAACAGACGCCUCGGUGAAGGUGAGGCUCGGUGCGGAGAGCGGCAAUUGGUCAGAGAUCACACCACUUAAAAACAAUCGGAACAACUUUGAACAUGGAGGCACGGACCACUUCACCCUGCCCUCGGAUUACCUCGGCGCCGUCUGUCACCUGACCGUGUGGAUGAUCAAUGAAGGCGGGCUGUUUGUAGAUUGGCAGCUAGACCAGAUUGUUCUUCAUGACAAUGUUACCAGCGGGGAUUCCGUCUUUAACUUCAACAAAUGGAUGCGACAAGAAGAGAAUGCGUCAGCCGUUAUUCAUGGCGGAUGGGGUGAAUGGAGCCCGUGGAGUGAGUGUUCCCUGUCGUGCGGGGGUGGCUUGAGGGUUCGAACGCGGAGCUGUGACAGGCCUCCCCCUGGGUGUGGGGGACAGGGGUGUAUUGGGAGUAUCAAACAGAAGAAACCCUGUGCUGAAGAAGAGUGCACGACGACCUCGACGACGACAGAAGCGACGACGGCACCAACUACGACAGAAGCGACAACAACAACAACAACGACAGAAAUGACAACGGCAACUACAGAAAUGACGACCGAAUCUACAACAACGACACGAAAAGUCACGGAGUCCACCACAACUGUACCAACAGUAGGCCUAUACGCGAAUGCUGGAAAGCGCGGGAAAAAAAACGCGACAGUGAGAUUCAGCAUGACACUUCCGCCGCUGAUCUUGACGUCAUUGCCAGAAACUACGACACCUUUAAGACUUUUCAACAAAUAUACUUCUUCAUUGGUCACGUCAUCACCUGUAACACUGCAAAGAGUGAUCACCUCCUCUCCUACAAAACAUCCCUUUAACACUAUCCCACAGUCCGCCAAAUUGACAACAAUUUACGUCGCCAAAAAGCGUACACAGGUUGGUCCUACGACAACGUCGGUGCCAAUGAAGUUGACAGCCGCAGCUAGGACUUGGUGGGUUCCAGACACCAGACAGUGGCAUCGCCCAACAACCUCACCAACGCCACGCGUUCGUCGGCCGUACGCCUCUUAUCCAACAACUCAGAGGCGUCACAGGUACGACUGGCGUCAACGACGUCCGCGCCCGACGUACUACCGCCACCAGGCAACCUAUCGACCACUUCUAAGGCUGCCCGUUGAACACCGCCAUCCCUAUCCGAGACGCCGCACGACUACCAUGACAACGCCGACGAAAUCAACCACAGUGAUGCUAUAUUCCAAGAGGUACUUUUCUGUUACAAAUCCACCAAGACGCAACUGGAGGGAGCAGACGACAGCUGUGGCAUCCGUCGAAAAUCGCACACGACCAAGUCCAAUUUACCAGCAUAGGGUUACGCGCCCUUGGCAAAAUCCCAAAAGAAAUCCACCUGUAAUUUUAACGCCGAAAAGUUACGCGAAAAAACAGGGAGAAAUUCAUCAUACGCCUUUACACAAAUUCACUACACUUAGAAGCUUGCAGACACACGGAACAACGGGAAAAAAACCAUCACCCACUCCUACAAAACCAAUUCUCAACGAUGCCAAUGUUGGAAUGACCUCACAGAGAACACGGACGACCGAUGUUUCCACGGCGACAACAACUUCUUCAACAACAACGUCAUCACCUCCACCAGCCACAACAAGCAACAACGGAUAUCCAAAGAUUGAGAAAGUGCGAACAUCAGUGGCGGCUUCAAAACAUGUUACGAAAGAGAAGUCGCUCCCAGAUCAUGAUGUGGCCAGUUUAGCUACCCAGUCAUCUAAGAUGAAUCUGGAUGUAACUAUUCGUUCUCGUAUUAUUCAAAAAGACUCGGCGUCACAAGAUCAUAAUCCGUCUACGCGAUCCAAUCAGCACCAUCCGGUCCGGGCAAUAAGGGAGGGCAGCAGACCAGUGCUUCCGGUUUACGUUAUUGUCCUCAUUUGCAUAUCUGCUGCAGUUGUCAUUUCUGUCGUCAUCGUGUCCGUGUACUGCGCAGUAAUCAAAUCCAAAGUUGGUCAUGCAGGGGUUACCACCCCUGCAAACGUCACUCGCCAAUCAGCAGUUCCUGUCCCGUCCAACUCUUAUCCAAUGAUUGCUCAGUGCGUUCCAAGAUAGCACGAGAAAUUCCAACACAAAGAAAAGUUAGAAAUUUAAAUUAUUUAACCAAGAACUGUGAUCUGUGGGAUAUGCUCAACGAGCUGGGAAAUAGAUUUUUACUCCAGUUGUGAAAUAAUAUUCCAAGAGAAGGAAAGUGUUUGUAGGGCAACAUGUCAUUACAGAACUGGAAAUCGUUUUCCUGCCUGAUUUUGCACCAUUAUUGCUGAUUCUGCUGAUCUGUCCCCUUAUUAGGCUACAUGUAUUAUUCUGCGUUUUUAAUCUACGGAUUAAGGAAGAUUGUGUUUUAUUUACAUUUUAAAGGAAUGAAAAUUGGAAAUAGUGCAUGGGUCCGUUGCCUUUGGAAAUGAAAGAUUUCAUAUCACAUUUGAGGUGAUAAAUCCGGAUUUGGCUGCAAAGAACAACAGACCAAAAUGCAAACUUGUCGAUGGAUUUAUCGAAGACGUGUGCUUAGAGUGUUGGUCCGGUUAUCACUUAAGUAUAUUAAGGAUUGCAUGCAGACUUACAAGAGUAAGAUACGGAAUGCAUGCAGACUUACAAGAGCAAGAUAAGGAAUGCAUGCAGACUUAUACACAUUGUAAGAGUAGGAUAAGAAAUGCAUGCAGACUUACAAGAGUAAGAUACGGAAUGCGUGCAGACUUACAAGAGUAAGAUACGGAAUGCAUGUAGACUUAUCAUUGGUUUCAAAUGAUCAAAAAUCAUUCUCAUGUCCUAAAUGUCUGAACGAGUGUCUGAACAAAACACGUUGGUACCUUUUUAAUACAACAAAGACCAGCUAGCAAACAGUGGAAAAGUAUUCCUUGACAGACAAAAAUACAAAAUUUAGGUUCAUGACAGCUGACAACAAAACGUAAAAAAGUACACCUUGAAACGUACGACAACAAAAAUAGGUAAAUGACAGAUGAUAACAAAUAAUAGAUAAAUACACAUUGAUACCGCAAUUUGACGAUUAGUGAGUUAAUGACAACAGAUAGCAAAUGAACAGGAGAAAAACUACACCGUGAAUCCUAGCGCUGGUAAAAAAGAUUUCAUUUGAGGAUAACGAUCAGCGCGCUAUAAUUUUGGUCAGCAUUACCAUGCAGAAGAUUUUCCAUUGCGAUUUGGUUUUUGUUCUCUUCCAAUGAUGUUUACAAGUCCAGUAAUUCUCUAUAACUAAAGACGAGGUUUUGCAACCCCCAUUAUUUUUUUAUAUAUGUAUUGAACGGUGCUAAAACCUUGUGUAUCCCUCGUUAACACGUUUACUACGUUUUAUAACCUUGUACCCUCAUUACCCUUAAAUUAUCAAAUAAUCAGCGUAGUCAAAUGAUGUGAUGAACAUACGCUUGCACGUUGUAGUUCUUAACACUGUAUAUUGUAAUUCCCACCCAGAACCGAAGGAGAGUGUAGCCUGGGUCUACACCUUGUCCGUUAGUCAGUCACGAAUCAGUUUUUAAGUUACAAAACCAAUUCGAAUUUUGGGCCGUUUCGUUCGCUUAAAUCGGUACAAGUGAAGUUGACUACAUCCUGUUUUCGCAUGCCCUUAUAACGUAUAUAAUAUCAGCGACAAUGUACAUGUACGUUGUUGAUUCUUUUUGU
Molecule: messenger RNA, 4155 nt
Organism: Liolophura sinensis
Lineage: Eukaryota; Metazoa; Mollusca; Polyplacophora; Chitonida; Chitonidae
Product: mucin-2-like
Exons: 9
Coding region: 409-2580 (723 amino acids)
Molecular function (GO): protein binding
Source: RefSeq, a predicted model, not a curated record